AUGGUUAAAAUGAUGGAUAUAAAAAUUUUAACAGCAUUUUCUAUAUUAUUUAUUUCAUUAAUGGUGUCAAAUGAAUUUUUAGAAUUUCUUGUAAACAUAAUAUAUACAGCCAUUUUAUUUAUCAUUGUAUUAUUUUUUUAUCAAAAUAAACAUCAUUUCAUUGACUCUCCAUCUUCCUCACCCGAAUUAUUCGAUAUUAAUAACACCACCUCCACAACAAUAACUAAUCCAAAUAUUAAUAAAAAAGAAAUUGUAACACUAAUUGAAAAAACACAAGAUGACAGUAUUAUUGUUAAAGAGCAGUCACCAGGAGAGGUUAAAUUAAUAUAUAAUUAUUCAAAAGAAGAUAACGACCAACAAAUUUUAAUAAAACAACUUCAAACAAAGAGCCAUGAUUUAUCAGAGCAAUUAAACAAAUCAGUUGAACGUAGCAGGGAAGAACAAUUGAAAUAUUUCAACGAAUUAAAUAAAUAUCAAAUGGAGAUUAAAGAAUUAAAAAGUAAAAGUGGCGAAUUAUUAAAUUCAAUUGCAAUUUUAAAUAGCACUAUUGAAGGCCAAAGACAAAAUAUUUCUGAUUUGACCAAAGAGCGUGACUCCAUUUAUUUAAGUGAACAAAAAGUAGUUUCAAAAUUGACAGAGUACGAAAAGAAGGAAAAAAAUCAUCAAGAAAAUGAAAAACAAUCAAAUAAAAAGAUUUCAGAGCUCAAAGAUCAAGUAAGCUUGUUUAAAAAAGAAGUUGAUGAAAAAGUAAAAAAAAUUUCAAAAUUAGAAACUCAAGUAACAAAAUUAGAAAAAGAAAAAUCAAAACUUAAUAGUAAUAUUUCAGAUACAUCAUCAAAUUCAUCAGUAGCUUCAUCAUCUUCAGGUUUUAUUCCAUCUUCAUCACCAUCCAAAGGUAUUCCAAUCCCGAUUAGUUCUUCACACAAUAGAUCCAAUAGUAAUGGUAGUAAUAGUGGUUUCGUUGAUGGCAAAUCUUCAGCAUCACCAUCAUCAUCUUAUCUUAGGGAUGCAUCUGCUUCUGAUGAAGACUCAUUCAGUUCCUCUUCCGAGGGUAAGCCAUUCAAAUCAUUAUUUAAUAAAGUAAAAUCAGAAUCCAGUAAAUUUGUAGAAAAGGCUCAAAAAGGUAUUAAUAAGCAUUUGGGAUCCGAUUUCUUUAAUCAACCACCAACAAACAAUAAUGGUACCCAACCUCAAACUCCAACUCAUAAUAACAAUAAUAUUCCACCAGUAAUUAUUAAAGAAUCACCAAAUAAAUCAAACCAAAUUUUAUUUGAUUUAGAAAAUGAUAAAUUAUUAGAUAACGGUGCACAACAAUCAAUUCAACCAACGAAGGUUUCACCAAGAGAUCAAAUUCAAAAAGAACAAUCUUUAUCAGAUUUAUUUAUUAAAUCUUCAAAUGUUAGUUUUUCAAAUUUAGAUAGUUUUUUAACCAAAAAUUCAGAUCAAGAUGUAAAUAAUAGUAAUAAUAACAAUGAAUCUGAAAUUAAUAAUAUUACAACUACAAAUUUGGAUGACUUAAAAUUCGAAGAUUUAAAUAAUAAUAAUAAUAAUAUUAAAGAGGAAGAAAUGGUUAAGGUUGGUCAUAGUACUGCAAAUGAAUCAGAUGUCAGUAAAAUUAAAAUUCAAACUAUUAAAGAGUUUUCAAUUAAAGCAGAUGAAAAUAAGAAUGGUCUCAGAAGAGCUAAAAAGAAACCAUCACCAGGUAGUUCAACAAUGAUGGAAGAUGUUUCAAUUGCUAAAUAUCCAUUCUUCGAGACCGAUGAAGAUUUAGGUUUGUUUGGUGUUUUUGAUGGACAUGCAGGUAGAGGUGCUGCAGACUCAGCUUCAAAACUAUUCCCAUUAGAACUAGAAAAGCUUAUGAAAGAACAAGAUAACUAUUUAGAAGAUGAUCAAUCCCAACUAAUCAACAAGGCUUUUAAGAAUGUAGAUAAUCAAAUGAAAGAUCACGAGUACGAAGGCUGUACAGCAACUAUUUCAUUAAUUUGGAAAACUAAAGAUAAUCAACGUUAUUUACAAGUUGGCAAUGUAGGUGAUUCUUCAGCAUUCCUCUGUAGAAAUGGCCAAGCUAUUGAAUUAACUCUUGAUCAUAAAGCUAAUGAUCCUUCAGAAAAACAAAGAAUGAUCGAUAGUGGCAUACCAGUUGGUGAAAAUCAAACAAGAAUUAAUGGCGUUGCAGUUAGUCGUUCCUUAGGCAACCAUUUCAUUAAAGAACAAAAUAUUGGUAUGAUUUCCGAUCCUCAUAUUUCAAAUUGCUAUUUAUUAACAGAUCAAGAUAAAUUUUUAAUUAUUGCAUCUGAUGGGCUUUGGGACGUCAUUAAAGGACAAGAGGCUGUUGAAAAAUUAUUAGAAAAUUAUAAUAGUUCAUCCGCUGAUUCAAUGGCAUCAUUGUUAUUAGAAAAUGCUGUUCAAUCAUCAAUGUGUAAAGAUAAUGUAUCCGUAAUUGUUGUAAAGUUAUAA
Messenger RNA from Dictyostelium purpureum, 2457 nucleotides. RefSeq lists its product as uncharacterized. Gene Ontology annotation, molecular function: cation binding; protein serine/threonine phosphatase activity. Bases 1 to 2457 code for a protein of 818 amino acids. The record is from RefSeq and is a predicted model, not a curated record. The transcript has 2 exons. Lineage: Eukaryota; Evosea; Eumycetozoa; Dictyosteliales; Dictyosteliaceae. Gene Ontology annotation, biological process: protein dephosphorylation.